AUGCUUACCACGAAUCUCCUGGCAAGCUCCCAGGUCGGGCUGCCUCGGGUUCCUGUCGCAGCUGCCACUUCCCGUUUACGAUCAAGCAAAAUAAUACGACCAAGAGUUCGAAGUCAGCAAUCACGAGCUUUCAAAUUUGGCCCAUGGUCGUCCUACCUGGACCCUACCUACCAAAAAGAGUUGAAGCAUCGAAAUCGACUGGCGGCACACAAAUAUAUGGAAGCUUUGAAUCGAAAGUUACUAUGGGAUGAAAGACGACUUCCAAAUUAUGGGAAGCACUUCGGGCUUAAAAGUUUCAUGUGCAGUGCGUGGAAUCAUCGAAACCCGCAGCCUCAUGCUAGAUGGGCGAAUCUCGACAUCAACGGAUUCGACGGUGAGCCCCCCAGCGCACCCGAACGAGGCAUUGAAGAUGUUGAGCAGAGCGCCCUUGACCAUCUCCUAAAUUCCAAGAAUUUUCCAAACGCAGCAGAUAAUGAUACGUUGAAUUCUUCUAAUUCUCGUCGACGAAUCUACAAUCUAAACCAUGCAAGACAGGAAGUGACAAAAUCCGAUAGGUCCAAAACGAAUACGCGGUUACGUGAAGAAAAAGGGAUCACAUCAGAAAACCAGGCAUAUGAAAUAGAUCCCAUCACGAAUCGAAGAGUGUACAAGAAUUCCACAGCACAUGAAACGGAAAAUUUCCGCAAGUCAAUCCAUGUUCCAGUGAAGACAUUCAAAGGCUAUCGGUUCCAUUUCCAAGACUUCAACCCUCCUUGGGAUAAUGCAACAAAACCAAGAUUGGCCGCCGAGAAGUCUGCUCCUUCCAAGAAUGCUCAGAACUCAAAUGACUUCCGCUCAAUCAAUCUUGAAUCACAGAACGCUCAGGUAAACAAAGCAAGAAUUAGACCUACUCCUUCCACAAAUCUAAGAUCCAGCCAAAGAACCACAACAACUCAACUUAGCGAUGAUGGGUAUGGAAUCUAUGACGCCAAAGUCUCCUACAACAAACCUUUUAUGGCAUAUGAGCCCGAUGGACAGAUCGAACCUAAUCUAAAAUCCAGCCGAAAAGGCACAGCAACCGAGGUCAACGACGAUGGGUAUGGAAUCUAUGACGCCAAAGUUUCUUAUAACGAACCUUUCAUGGCGUAUGAGCCUGACGGACAGGUCGAAACCCACGACAAGCCCGACAGGCCAAGAUCCCAUGAUGAAGUCUCUAAGGUCACGCAAAAGAUCAAACGGCCCUUCAAUGGCAGGACGUCUUCUCCGAAAGCAGUUUUGGACCAGAUGCUUUUCAAAUUUGAUAAAGAAGUUGCUCAGUCUGCCCAACCGCAAACCUCCGUUUCAUCAAAAUCGACAAGAGAAGCGAGCGAUUAUGGUUAUGGUAUCUAUGAUUCAAAGGUAUCCUACGACCAGCCUUUCAUGGCAUAUGAGCCUGAUGGGCAGAUGCCUCACGAGGAGAUGCAGGACCCCGUCGAAAAAUGUCUAAACGAUUAUGAUUCCCGUCAUCCAUAUGGAGCAGUAUAUCACAACGAACCUGAUGGACAACCUUGUGAAAAUAUCAAAGAUGCUAUGGCAGCUUAUGACAAGGAACAUCCCUACGGUCCAGUUUAUCAUAACGAACCAGAUGGUAAUAUUCAACCACGAGAUCCUGUCGCUGAGGGCCUUCGCGAUUAUGACAGUCGAAUUUCUUACAGCCCUCGACCUUCCGCUCAACAAACCAAAUACCAAAAGCUGUUCCGCUAUAUUGAAGAACCGGAACCAGUCGCUCGCUCAUCUUUAGAAGAAGCAAAGGCAGAGCCAAAUGCAGCAGAUAUUCGGGAGAUUUAUCGACAUCCCGGUUUCAAGGCUCGCAACCUUGAUAAGAAUUCGACUGGAAAUUCCAACCGGAAGGGAAAAGUCUCCAGCAAAAGCUCAGAUCCGGAAGGGAAACGAACACCAUCCCCAGCACCUGAAAAGAAGUUGACUGGGAAUUUUGUCCGGGACUUUCCGGAAGAAUCUUCUGUCAGAUGGGACAGUGGAAUGUCUGGAACUGCAUCUCUGCUUCCAGAAAAACUCAACUAUGAGGGGAUUGAAAGUGACAAAGCAAAUGCUGACAAGCAAACCAUUUCGGGGGGAGCUUCGCAAGAGCUGUUCUCAAGGAUACCGAACACUCCUAGAUUGGAAACAUCGUUGGAACGUAAUUCAACCACCAAAUUAGCGGCUACGACCACUCGCAAUCAAGAAAAUCCAGAUCUAAAAUCUAGUAUGCAAGGCGAAGGAGACUUGUCAACAUCAAUUUCCUCAUGCCUCAAAUCGGCGGCAGAGGCGGCAUCAAGCAAUCCGUCUCUGAAGGGAAACAAGGAGUCGAUAGAACCCUCAUCAAUGAAGCCGUCUUCCAAAACAAAUUCUGAUGCAGCAGAUAAUACCGCUACCGCUCCUUCAUCACCCCUUACCCAAGAUGAGGUGCAAAGGACUUUGGAGGAAAUAUUUCACAAAGUAUCAUUUGAAUACAAAGUGCUUGCCUAUGAUCCAGCAACCCAAAUGGUUGCUGUUGGAGACACGACUUCAAAAGGGAAUGUCAUGUCGCAACCACUUAACAUUGCUGAAGUUAUUCCACGGCUUUCUCAGCCCGCCAGAUUCUUUCCAUACUUCGAGAAGCUCGCUAUGGAGGGGUAUGACAUCGACUCCGGUUCUGGAGACGUUCUUAUCUUCCGCAAAGUCCGCCCAUCUAUCAUACCUCAGCGUGAGAAACAUCUACUCAGGAAUCCGAUUGAUGGCAUGGGGCCUUUUCCUGCGACCGGCAAUUUCGCUUCUCCCACUGGGUUUGUAAACUACGAUUCCUAUGACGGAGCAAGUGACAAUAAGUGGAAUGACGUCCAGAAUGAUCGUGUACAAGAACCUGUUAGUGGGAAGAAAAAUUGGGAGGAGGAGGCAUUUCAGGGCAAAAAGAAGAAGAGUAAGGGAAGGAAAUUGCUGAUUGGAGCUGCGUCGAUUGGGGCUUGCACUUAUGCUGUUGGGGUCGUUGCCGAAUAUUUUCGGAGUGGUGGGCUUAAUGGAAGGGGACCGGUAGGCCUCUAG
Molecule: messenger RNA, 3036 nt
Organism: Glarea lozoyensis ATCC 20868
Lineage: Eukaryota; Fungi; Ascomycota; Leotiomycetes; Helotiales; Helotiaceae
Exons: 1
Coding region: 1-3036 (1011 amino acids)
Source: RefSeq, a predicted model, not a curated record